Molecule: messenger RNA, 483 nt
Organism: Entamoeba dispar SAW760
Lineage: Eukaryota; Evosea; Mastigamoebida; Endamoebidae
Product: transcription factor MYB75, putative
Exons: 1
Coding region: 1-483 (160 amino acids)
Biological process (GO): regulation of DNA-templated transcription
Cellular component (GO): nucleus
Molecular function (GO): DNA-binding transcription factor activity, RNA polymerase II-specific; RNA polymerase II cis-regulatory region sequence-specific DNA binding
Source: RefSeq, a predicted model, not a curated record
AUGAGUUCAUACAUACACACACUACCAAUAAACACUUCUUCAGAACCAGAAAAGGUAAAAAAGAAGGUUGUUAGAAUAUGGACAACAAGAGAAGAAAUGUUGUUGAUAGAAGGAAUUAAACGAUAUGGAAUUAAUAAUUGGGAAGAAGUUGCUUCUAUGGUUCCAACUAGAACAAAGAAACAGUGUAGAGAGCGUUAUCUCAAUAACAAUGAAUCAAUCUAUCAUCGACCUUGGAGUCAAGAAGAGGACAAUCUUAUUCUUCAAAAAAGAAAAGAAAUAGGAAAUAAAUGGACAAUUAUCGCAAGUUAUUUGAAAGGAAGAUCACCAAAUGAUGUAAAGAAUCAUUUCUUUGGAAGAUUGCAAAAAGUCAAUUGUAUUAAAGAAGAAACAAACCUUCAUACCACUAACAUUAUUCCAAGUGAACUUUCAACUCUUCAGAGUAUAUUUAAACCAGUAGAGCCAUCUCUUUUUUCUGUUAUAUAG